AUGGCAGGUCCACGUCACACUGCAUAUUUUUGCCCUAAUUGUGGGAUGAACAGCAGUACCAUUGGCAAUUGUCAACAUUGUCGUUCGCAAUUUGUAGAAGAGAUUGAUAUGACUACUACGAGACAACGCGAUAAUACAGAUAGUACAGAUGACAAUAUGCAGUUUCAACCACAAGAACAUCCUUCAAGACUCCCUGCUUUGCCGCAAGAAUUUGAUUUUCAGUCAUUUGCUAAUCAAAUUUUACCACUUUUGUUCAGUUCUCAAACACAAAAUUUCACAACGUUAGAACAGCAGCAACAACAAGGAAUUCACCAGCGUUCUCAAGGGCGUGGUAGCUCAAGAAUUACUCGAUCAACGUCGAGACAAACAGCAAAUGCAGAACAUGCACGAACAGUAGUCGCCGAACAACAACAGGGACUGAAUCGUUUUCUUCCGUUGAUGAAUAUAUUAGCUCAAGCAUUCUCAAAUGACAAUAAUCAGCUCAAUAACGGUGUGCACAUGAGACCUGAUGACACUAUUCGUAUGAAUGGAAUGAAUGCACCAAUAUAUAUGCCUGUGCCUAGCAAUCCAUCAUUCGUCAGUAGAUCUCUACUACCGGGUCAAAAUGUUCAAACCAUAGAAAUUCCCUUACGAAUAUUAUUUUUCGACGACAAUAAUCGAAAUUUAACGCAAAUGUUAACACAGUUAUUUCAAGAAGAAGUGGGUGUCCCACCAAAUAGUCAACGAAAUAUUAAUCAAUUGCCUGAUUACAAAAUUACCGAUGAUCUAGUUAAGCAAAAAGCAUCGUGCGCCAUAUGUCUGGAUGAGUUUGACACGAGUUCCGUUUGCAAACAAAUUCAGAUAUGUCGUCACAUAUUUCACACGACAUGUCUAACAGAAUGGCUUUUGAGGCAUGGUAAUUGUCCCGUUUGUCGGACGACAACAUCUCCGAAUCCACAUUCAGCGCAACAGGAACGCCUAACACAAACCUAUGACCACAGACAUCAUCAUCGUAAGCUAUACUUUAUUAUUCGAUUUUUUUAUGAUUCACACUAUAUUUCAGACCCCGCUCAACGCAACUUACUUAUGCUCACACAAACCAGCGACGAAAAUUUACCCUAUAUGCAAGAAAUUAUUCUUGAACCAUUUCAAGCACUGCAUUCUAACAUAAUACCACCUAAUGAGAGCUCAACACCUCAGACAUUAGAAGCCGUUCCAAACAAAAUGAUAAUCCCACAAGUUAAUAAUCGUUUUUUACGGAAUAUAAUGGCGGCAAACCAACGCCGACCUUCAUCGCCACAAUCUGUUUUGCCAGAUCCUCUAUAUGGUGUCAAUGGUCAGCCUGUCUAUUUACCAGUGUUUAAUCGAUUGCCCUAUUUUAAUUCACAUAUCCAUGCUGAUGCAUCAGUAUUUGUUCGUACUCCAAUAGCGAACGAAAACAUCAUUGUUACCCCUCCGCAAGUUCCUCUUUCUUCAUCAACAAUAACUACAGAAAAUCCCUUUUCUCCAGGAUCAAUACCGUUAGAAGGAUCAGAACACCAGCAACAUGACGAGCAGGCAAAUAUCAGUCUUUCAUCUCAAGAAACUCUUUCCUAUUAUCUACCGAGAUCUAAUGACUUUGGUAGCUAA
Messenger RNA from Didymodactylos carnosus, 1608 nucleotides. Lineage: Eukaryota; Metazoa; Rotifera; Eurotatoria; Philodinida; Philodinidae. The record is from the annotation of a GenBank genome assembly.